UUCCUCCUCCUCACCUUUACUUCCACCGCCAGGCGACAAGUCAAAAACCUUCUCACGCUUCAAAUCAAUCUCCGUUUGAUCCGAAAACAAAAAACUCUUGUAUUUCAGUGUAAAGCGGCAUUGUAACUCGUUUGUUGUGCAGAUGUAACAUGGACAUCGGAGAAUUAUUAUCCUAUAAGCCCCCGAGCACUCCAAAACGUCCAGCAGCUGGUGAUGACGAUGACGACGAUGAUUGGGACACCAAGAAGAUUAGAAAGGUCAUCAAGACCCCUUAUCAUCCACGUCAAAGGUACCCCAGCAGGGAUGUUGAGACCACCCCUCAACGACACCCAGCUGAACCCUCUCCAGAGGUCAGAGCCCCGGCUUCAGUUUCCAGUAAUGAUAUCAUGGAGCCAGAGCUGACAGAUCGGGAGAAAGAAGAGAUCCUGAGGUACGUACAGACCGAGGCACCUGAGGUCGAGGCUCUUGAUGAAGCCACUUUGAAGAGGAUGGUUUUGCUGUUCGAGAAGAGAGCUUUGAGGAACCAGGAGAUGAGGGUUAAGUUUCCAGAUCAACCAGAAAAGUUUAUGGAAUCCGAGGUAGAGCUCCACGAGACCCUCCAAGAGCUGCACGUAGUUGCUACGAAUCCCGAAUUAUACCCUCUGAUGGUCGAACUUGGUGCAGUUCCUUCAUUACUCGAGUUAUUGUCUCAUGAGAAUACAGAUAUUGCCGUUGGAGUCGUUGAUCUCAUUCAGGAAUUAUCGGACGUGGAUAUUCUUCAUGAGAGUCAGGACGGCGCUGAUGCCUUAAUCGAUGCUCUCCUCGAGCAGCAAGUGUGUGCACUGUUGGUACAGAAUCUAGACAGACUUGAUGAGUCUGUGAAAGAGGAGAGUGAUGGAGUUUUCAACACUUUAGCUAUUUUUGAAAAUUUACUGGAGUUCAGACCCGAGUUAUGCAUCGAUGCUGGCAAACAAGGGCUUCUGCAGUGGCUUCUGAGGAGGAUCAAAGCCAAAAUGCCUUUUGAUGCCAAUAAACUUUAUGCCAGUGAGUUGUUAUCAAUUCUCCUGCAAAAUACACCGGAGAAUAAAUUGGUUCUUGGGGAUCUCGAUGGUAUUGAUGUUUUACUACAACAGUUAGCUUAUUAUAAGAGACACGAUCCCCAGACAGCGGAAGAACAGGAAAUGAUGGAGAAUCUCUUCAACGUUCUCUGCUCAAGUUUAAUGGCGACAGUGAAUCGCGAUCGUUUUCUCCGAGGUGAGGGCCUCCAACUGAUGAACUUGAUGUUACGAGAGAAGAAAAUGUCCAGGAAUGGCUCCCUGAAAGUCCUGGACCACGCGAUGAAUGGUCCAGAGGGCAAGGACAAUUGCAUGAAGUUCGUCGACAUUCUGGGUCUUCGUACCAUUUUUCCCCUCUUCAUGAAGACCCCAACGAAGAACAGGAAGAAGGUAUUCACAGCUGAGGAGCAUGAGGAGCAUGUUGUGUCGAUAAUAGCGAGCAUGCUGAGGAAUUGCAAGGGCCAACAACGUCAAAGGCUCCUCAGUAAAUUUACGGAGAAUGAUUACGAAAAGGUAGACAGGCUCAUGGAGCUGCACUUUAAGUAUCUGGAGAAGGUCGAGGAAGUGGAGAAGAAUGCUAAGGAGGAGGAUGAUGGCGAGGAAUCAUAUCUCAAGAGACUCGAAGGGGGACUUUUUACGCUGCAAUUAGUCGACUUUGUUUUGUUGGAAGCAUGCACGGGCUGUCCUCCAGCUGUUAAGCAGAGAGUCACUAGGAUAUUGUCCCAAAGACGGGCUUCGUUGAAGACCAUUCGACAUAUUAUGAGAGAAUACGCUGGAAAUUUGGGAGAUGCUGGAGACACCGAGUGGCGAGAGGCUGAGCAGCAACACAUUCUCCAGCUCAUCGAUAAGUUUUAAUGCGUGGUCUCACCGAUAAAUUAAUUAUCUCAAUUUUGAUACCAAUAAUUCAAUGAAUUUAAUGAAACAACGACUCCAUCAGUGUAUUAUCUCUAUACAUCCUAUGAGGCUCUCAAUAAAGUUUUUUGUAAUGUUUUCUAGAAUUAUUAUAAACAUUUUAUCUAAAAGCUUAAUAAAUCAGUAAAAUAAUAUGCCACUAAAAA
Diachasmimorpha longicaudata is the source of this 2092-nucleotide messenger RNA. RefSeq names its product beta-catenin-like protein 1. The record is from RefSeq and is a predicted model, not a curated record. The coding region runs from base 150 to 1889 and encodes 579 amino acids. Gene Ontology annotation, cellular component: spliceosomal complex. Gene Ontology annotation, molecular function: protein binding. The transcript is spliced from 6 exons. Lineage: Eukaryota; Metazoa; Arthropoda; Insecta; Hymenoptera; Braconidae.